Molecule: messenger RNA, 876 nt
Organism: Ochlerotatus camptorhynchus
Lineage: Eukaryota; Metazoa; Arthropoda; Insecta; Diptera; Culicidae
Product: 3-oxoacyl-[acyl-carrier-protein] reductase FabG-like
Exons: 1
Coding region: 96-863 (255 amino acids)
Molecular function (GO): oxidoreductase activity
Source: RefSeq, a predicted model, not a curated record
UACACAACACACAGCACAGCAAUCAGCGUCAGUUAUAGUCUAUCGUUCAAUUUACGUAAUUCUCUGCUCGCAAGUAUCAAACGCCGAUAAUAAAGAUGAAUUUCACCGGUAAAGUUAUUCUAAUCACCGGAGCUAGCAGCGGAAUCGGUGCUGCCACGGCAAUCAAACUGUCCAAGUUGGGUGCUUCCCUCGCUCUGACCGGUCGUAAGGUGGACAAUCUGAACAAUGUUGCCAAGGAAUGCACGGCGGGAGCGGCUGCACCCCUUAUUAUCCCUGGUGACAUCAGCCAGGAGGCCGACACGGAGCGGAUCCUCAAGACGACGAUUGAAAAGUUUGGAAAGUUGGACGUGCUGGUGAACAAUGCGGGUAUCAUCGAAACCGGAACGAUCGAGACUACCAGUCUGGAGCAGUUUGAUCGAGUGAUGAACACCAACAUCCGAUCGAUCUAUCAUUUGACGAUGCUGGCCGUGCCGCAUCUGAUCAAAUCGCAGGGAAAUGUAGUCAACGUGUCCAGCGUGAACGGAAUCCGCUCGUUCCCGGGAGUGCUGGCGUACAACAUUUCGAAGAUGUCGGUCGAUCAGUUCACCCGUUGCGUAGCGCUGGAACUGGCAGCCAAGAACGUUCGGGUCAAUUGCGUGAACCCGGGAGUAACGGUAACGAAUCUGCACAAGCGCGGCGGGAUGGAUGAGGAAACGUACAAGAAGUUUUUGGAACACUCCAAGAAUACGCACGCCAUGGGCCGUCCCGGCCAGGCAACCGAGGUGGCCGAUGCGAUCGUAUUUUUGGCCAGCGAUGCUGCUUCGUUCAUUACCGGGGCGAGCUUACCGAUCGAUGGUGGACGUCAUGCGAUGUGCCCACGAUAAGCGAAAGCGAUGA